CUAUUAGUCGGUUCCAUUGACGCAAUGUUAAUCAGCCAAUACGUGACAAUCUUAAGUUGGACUCUAUGGGUUUAACGCGUGCGCAUUGAAAACGAAAUGUGAGGAUGACUAAAAAGACAUAUUAGAAUGGUGGCUCAUAGCCGGUGGUAUAUUAUGCUGUGCUAUUAGAGAUAGAAAUUUCAUCAUAUUACGUGAUAAUUGAACAACACUAUAAAGAUGGCUUAUCAGUUAUUAUCCUCGGCUAAUAAAUUUGAAAAAUUUGUUUUAAAAUUUCUAAACAAAAAUUUGGAUACUCUUCAGUUAAGAAGAUCUUUAUCGUUGAUUAGGCCUGGCAAUGAAGCUAGUAUGUUUAUACAGUUGCAGCAACAAUGGAGGUUAUUAACAGAUGAAGUACCAAGAGGAUUUGAAAAGUUUUUCAAAGGUAAUAAGAAAAAUGCACCCAAAACUGAAGAAAAAGUUGCUAAUAAAGUUAAAGAAGGAUCAGCGAAACCGAGUCCAGAAGGAAAAUCAUCUAGCUCUAAGUCUGAGCCUUCACAGAAAUCAGAGUGGAAGUUCGAUUUUAAUUUUGAUGACAUUAGGAGUGGAAGAGAACCUAAUCAACGAAGUGUAAUGAAGCUUAUAAUGGGUGCAUGCCUUAUAUUUGGCAUGUGGGCAGUUAGUCAGGUAGUAGAGGCUGGAGUAGAAAUCUCGUGGAAGGACUUUUUGUCACAGUGUUUAAUGAAGAGAAAUAUUGAGAAAUUAGAGGUUGUUAAUAAACAGUGGGUUCGUGUGAAAUUGUUACCUGGUCACACAGUAAAUGGAUCAAAUGUUGUGUGGUUCACUAUUGGAAGUACUGAAACAUUUGAGAGGAACUUAGAAAAUGCACAAGCACAAUUAAAUAUAGAACCGCAGAAUCAUUUGUUGGUACUCUAUAAAGAUAAAGUGGAAGUGGUUCAUGUUUUACAACAUGUUCCACAGCUGUUACUGUGGGGACUGGCAAUAUACGCAUUUCGAAGGACAAUAAAAGGUAUCAGCGGCGUUAAAAGGGGUGGCGGACUGUUUGGUUCCGUAACGGAUUCUACAGCAAAAUUAAUUAAUUCUAAAGAUAUCGAUGUCCGAUUUAAAGAUGUCGCUGGAUGUGAAGAAGCAAAGAUUGAAAUUAUGGAAUUUGUAAAUUUCUUGAAAAAUCCUCAACAGUAUAUAGAUCUAGGUGCUAAAAUUCCUAAAGGCGCAAUACUGACGGGUCCGCCUGGUACUGGUAAAACGUUAUUGGCCAAGGCCACGGCUGGAGAAGCGAAUGUUCCUUUUAUUACAGUAUCAGGUUCAGAGUUUUUAGAACUGUUCGUCGGUGUUGGCCCCUCGAGAGUUCGGGACAUGUUCUCAAUGGCUCGAAAACAUGCUCCAUGUAUAUUAUUUAUUGACGAAAUUGAUGCCGUCGGAAGGAAAAGAGGUGGUCGGAAUCUCGGUAGUCAUUCAGAACAAGAAAAUACAUUGAAUCAACUUCUGGUUGAAAUGGAUGGUUUCAAUACAACAACUAAUGUAGUCGUAAUGGCGGCGACUAACAGGAUAGAUAUUUUAGACAGCGCGUUGUUACGACCUGGAAGAUUUGACAGGCAAAUCUUCGUUCCCGCUCCGGACAUUAAAGGACGAGCUUCCAUCUUCAAAGUGCACUUAGGGCCAUUAAAAACUACAAUAGAUAAAGACCAACUAGCUAGAAAAAUGGCUUCUUUAACCCCUGGUUUUACAGGUGCUGAUAUUGCAAAUGUAUGCAAUGAAGCGGCUUUAAUAGCGGCGAGAGAUAUGAACGAUAAUAUUCAACAUCAACAUUUUGAACAGGCUAUUGAAAGAGUUGUCGCCGGUAUGGAGAAGAAGACAAAUGUUUUGCAACCGGAGGAGAAAAAGAUUGUGGCGUAUCAUGAGGCUGGUCAUGCGGUGGCAGGCUGGUUUCUGGAGUACGCAGAUCCUCUUUUGAAAGUAUCCAUAAUUCCCCGUGGAAAAGGUUUAGGUUACGCUCAGUAUUUACCACGUGAACAGUAUCUUUACACAAAAGAACAAUUGUUCGAUAGAAUGUGCAUGACGCUCGGUGGACGAGUGUCUGAGGAAAUAUUUUUCGGUCGUAUAACAACGGGAGCGCAAGAUGAUUUGCAAAAGAUAACUCAAAAUGCGUACGCUCAAGUUAUUCAAUACGGUAUGAACGAGAAGGUUGGCAAUGUCAGCUUUCAAUUGCCGCGUGAAGGUGAGAUGGCAUUCGACAAACCGUACUCUGAACAUACUGCACAGCUAAUCGACAGCGAAGUGCGCGAUUUAAUUGAAAAAGCGCACCUGCGAACGCAGGAACUGCUCACAGAGCACAAGGAGAACGUGGCCAAGGUGGCUGAAAGGUUGUUGAAACAAGAAAUUCUAAGCAGAGAUGACAUGAUAGAAUUACUUGGGCCAAGACCGUUCCGCGAGAAGUCUACUUACGAGGAAUUCGUUGAAGGUACUGGAUCGUUCGAGGAAGACACCAGCCUACCGAAGGGUUUGCAGGAAUGGAAUAAAUCUAGGACAGACUCCAAGGAAGAAGAGAAAGAAACUAAAGCGUCUGCAGAAUCAAAACCACCUCCUCCUAGUGAUUCGAAAGAUCAGCAGCAACAGCAAGUAUAAUAAUACAAUUUUAGGAUAUAUAGUCUGCUAAGUACUUUGUAUUAUAGUUUGAAAAAUAUAACUGUAUUAAGGAAUAACACAGGAAAAUAUUUUCCACUGGAUCAAUUGUAAUUCUCAUAUUCUUAUAAGUCGAUGGCUGCCACGAUUUCAGUCCUGCUUGGAAUAGGCUUUCCCAUGGAAAGUGCAAUUUUCAUUUCUCUUUUAUAUACACGUAGUUCGGUCAACAUGGUUUUUCAUAAGUAAAGUGUAACAGCACAAUGAACGUAAUUACAUUUCACCGAGACCGGGACAAAUUUAUCGGGCUAAUGCAUUUAGAUACAUAACUUUUAUCGUACGUAUAAUCUUUUGUUACGCGUAACUGUACAUUUUUUACUCUGUAAAAAGGAGGACCCAGCUAUUGAGGUUUUAAGGGUGAAAGAAAUGAUAAGCCACGAUUUAUACUUUUUGCAACGUAUAAUUAAUAAAGUUUACAAAUGUAGUGCAAUUAAA
Nomia melanderi (Alkali bee) is the source of this 3111-nucleotide messenger RNA. It is a transcript of the gene Afg3l2, whose product is annotated as AFG3 like matrix AAA peptidase subunit 2. Gene Ontology annotation, molecular function: zinc ion binding; metalloendopeptidase activity; ATP binding. Gene Ontology annotation, cellular component: m-AAA complex; membrane. The record is from RefSeq and is a predicted model, not a curated record. Lineage: Eukaryota; Metazoa; Arthropoda; Insecta; Hymenoptera; Halictidae. Gene Ontology annotation, biological process: mitochondrial protein processing.